CAUUUCAGGACGUUGGCUGGGAAGGUCCAAAAAGGUGUAAAAGAGAGAAAACGGACGAUCCCAAGAACUAUCUCCAAAUAAAUAUAUAUAUAAAAGAAAAAUCCAAACUCCCUUUUUCCUCUUCCCAUUUGCGGAGAUCUUCCUCUUCUUUCAUCUUCUCCGCAGCGAUCUUGACCUUCCAUUCAUGAUCGAUGGACAUCAUUUAGCCUGCAGAUAAUUUGAAGAGGAAUCGUUCUCGCUGCGAGCUCCGAUCAUGGCCGUGGUUGAUAAUGCCGGCAUCGAUCGAGCGAUGAACGUUGGAUCGUCGAGUCGGAAUUUCGAGGCGGCAGCUCCAAAUGCCCAUGGACCUGCUGACGUUGAUCAGCCGAAGCCGAACCAUCUAGGUGGUGGUGUCAGGAUCGUUGACCCCAACAUGCAUCCGAGCUUCCAUAUGGUCCAGCAAUUGCAGCAGCUGGCAACACCCCCGGCUCACGUUAGCAACCACAAGCCCCAACAGGUGCAGCAGCAGAACAUCGAGCAGGGGAUGCAGCAGGUGGACGCGGUUGCCCGAUCGAAUGGCGUGGAUUUGCAGAGGAAUGGAGAGGUUGGCGGCAAGGGGUUCAAGCAGGAUAUGAGGGCUUUGGAGGAGCUCCUUUCGAAGCUGAAUCCUAUGGCAGAGGAGUUUGUCCCGCCGUCUCUCGUGGGCCAUGGCCAUGUAUCCGUUGGCGGGCUGUACUCUAACGGGUUUGCGAUGAUGCACCCCAACGGUGCCAAUGGCGUGGGGCCUGGGAAUGUAAACAAUGGUAGACGGAGGAAGAAUGGGUAUGGUCAAGGGAAGCGGCGUAUGAACAGCCGAACAAGUAUGGCCCAGCGGGAAGAGAUAAUUAGGAGGACUGUUUAUGUUUGUGACAUCGAUCAACAGGUCACUGAAGAACAGCUUGCAGGGCUCUUCCAAAGUUGUGGACAGGUUGUUGACUGUCGCAUUUGUGGUGAUCCGAAUUCUGUUCUUCGUUUUGCUUUUAUAGAGUUUACUGAUGAGGAAGGUGCAAGGGCUGCUUUGAGUCUAGCUGGAACGAUGCUUGGGUACUACCCAGUAAGGGUUCUGCCUUCAAAAACUGCAAUUGCACCAGUUAACCCAACAUUUUUGCCAAGGUCUGAAGAUGAACGCGAAAUGUGCGCAAGAACUAUUUAUUGUACAAAUAUUGAUAAAAAGGUUACACAAGCAGAUGUUAAACUCUUCUUUGAGACUAUAUGUGGAGAGGUUUAUCGCUUGAGACUACUAGGAGACUACCAUCAUUCAACCCGUAUUGCUUUUGUUGAGUUUGUCAUGGCUGAAAGUGCAAUUGCUGCUCUCAACUGUAGCGGUGCGAUUCUGGGAUCCUUGCCGAUAAGGGUAAGCCCAUCAAAGACACCAGUCCGCCCACGUGCGCCCCGCCCGCCACCCAUGCAUUAAAUCUUGCUGGUCAUGUGAGGCUGCUAAUGUUUAUCUCCCUCUAUAUACAUAUAUAUGCACAUAGAUUUUAAGGCAUAUUUCUUCUGGUCUAGCCAUUGCAUUUUAGUUUUUGGUUGCAUCAUCAUGGGGUGAGUCCUGAAAGCUAGGCGGAAACAUGUAGAGUUGGUUGGAACUUUGAGGCUUUGGAAGUUCAUCUUCUAGUGCAAGUUCAUCAGAUGAACUUGUUUGGGGAUGUCUGAAGAGAACUGGAGGGGACGGGAAAGAACAGAAAACAAACAACUGUUUGGAUGCUGUUUUCAUUUACUAAGUUAAUUUCGGCGACUAAUCCAAUCGUUGGUCGGUUGUUUUUAUCAUGCACUCAUUUUGGUUUUGAGUUUAAUAGAUCAAUGGCUGUGUAUAUUUCAGUUAGGAGUCCUUUGCUAUGCAAUGACUUAUUUGCCAUUCUACUCUAAUUUGUUUUGAAAUUUGAAAAUUGGGUUAGACUACUA
Messenger RNA from Magnolia sinica, 1920 nucleotides. RefSeq names its product polyadenylate-binding protein-interacting protein 11-like. Gene Ontology annotation, molecular function: RNA binding. The transcript has 11 exons. Lineage: Eukaryota; Viridiplantae; Streptophyta; Magnoliopsida; Magnoliales; Magnoliaceae. The record is from RefSeq and is a predicted model, not a curated record. Bases 254 to 1432 code for a protein of 392 amino acids.